Messenger RNA from Musa acuminata subsp. malaccensis (wild Malaysian banana), 860 nucleotides. RefSeq names its product protein TIFY 9. Gene Ontology annotation, cellular component: nucleus. Gene Ontology annotation, biological process: regulation of jasmonic acid mediated signaling pathway; regulation of defense response; response to wounding. The record is from RefSeq and is a predicted model, not a curated record. NCBI's taxonomy places the organism in Eukaryota, Viridiplantae, Streptophyta, Magnoliopsida, Zingiberales, Musaceae.
AUUAUAAAAGGGUACACGAAGUCGAUAAGGGCUUGUUUGCGGUCUAUCCUCCUGCAGGCUGCAGCUUUCGUUCUGGUCUCGCUGUCAGAAGCAUCGGCUUUAGCUUUUCCCACAGCAGGUCCGGCGGACAAGAUAUCGAAGACGGAGCGAUGUCGAGAGCCAACACGAUGUUCGAUUUCUUCGCGAUGGAGAAGACGAGAUCCUGCGCCCGAGGCGCCAAGCUGAGCGCCAUCUCGAAGAUCGACCCGCAGCUCCUGCGUAGAGUGAUCGCCUCCACCCUGCCGCCUCCGUCGAGGCAGCUGUUCCCCUCGCCGCCGCCGCCGCAUCCGAUUUUGGAUCCGUCGUGCAGGUCAGUCGCUACGGCCGAGAGCGAUUCUUCAUCGGCGCCACUGACGAUCUUCUACAACGGCACAGUCUCCGUUUUCGACCUCGCGCAGGAGAAGGCGGAGGCAGUGAUGAAGCUGGCGGAGAGGACCAUGGAUUACAGGCUGCUGGCGCAACUCAACGAAGAGCUGCUGCCCAUUCCCCGGAAGAAAUCGCUGCAACGCUUCCUCGAGAAACGCCAACAGAGGUUGACCGCGAAGGCGCCUUACACGGCGGACCACGAGGCGGCUUCGGCUAAGACGACGGCUUUGGACGCGUUGACCCAUCCAACUUACUGAUGCCUUUCCUCGUCUUGCUAUUAUUAUUGGUGGGGCAAAAAACACAGUACAAAAUACUAAUUAAAUCAUUUGUUUCCUUUUUUUAUUUAUUUUCCGUUGCAUGUAUUAUUUUUUUCUUUCUGAAAACAUUGAAGUUAAAAAGUGUAAUCGUCUGUUGAUUUCUAUGUUAUCGAUGAGCGAUUCUACUCUUUCUUUAAA